GGAACCUGAAUAACUCAUACUUGACAUCUUCACGAAACAUACCGGAACUUCAUUAAUUUUAUUCGAAACCGGCAUUUAGAUUUACAUAUUCACACUAAAAACGUCAUUGUUACGCAUUAUAUGUGUAUAUCGCUUUUUCAGGGCAAAUUUACAUUUUAUUAUAACACUUUGAGUAAUUAUUGUAGCAAACGACAGGAUAAUUGUUCAUAUGAAGCUUCACAAGAAAAUCAACGUCAAUAUUUUGUUCGUGUGAACAUUAUAUGUUAGUGUUUAUGCUAGGAUGCCAGAUUAAGUUUGAGUAUAUGGGCUUCAUGUCAUUUUGACCCACUGUAAUGUUUUAUAAGGGCAGAAUGCAAAAGAACCGGAACAAUUUGAGUUGAUCUUUGUUGUAGUGGGACGCUGUGAUGAAGCACCGUUUGUUUUCUGGUGGAAGGAGCUCCGAAUCAUUUCCUGAAUCGGUUCUUUCGAAUGUUUAGUUUCAAAGAACCAAUUUAAAACGUACCUACGCACCCAUCCAAUAUCCUUGCUUUGAAUAAACUCAUGAUUAGGAAUAAAACGGACGUCUCCGCUAAAAUGAAAUAAUGUUAAAAAAUAUAUAUUUCACUAUUUCGUUUGUGUUAUAGAUUAUGAUAUGAAACUACCAAGUCGCUCAAAACUGCUCGGGCCGCUUUAGAUUUGUGAGUGAAUCAUUCUGACGGGAUCUGUGAACCGGUUCAACUGAAUCAGUGUAAAAGAUCCGACUCAAGAAUGAUUCAUUAAUGAAUCCUCUGGUUUGUUUUUAGCGGGGCGCUAAAAUCGUGCAACUUUGCACGAAACAGUAAUAACGAGUGUCAUAACUGAGUUGGUGCUUUUCAAGAAAGGUUUUUUAAUUCUCUGAUGCAGUUUUUUAAAAAGUUUUUUUGUAAAGAUGAUUGUCAAUUACAGUAGCAGCAGUUCUGAAGAUGAAACUGAAAACACUUCAAAAGAUGAUUCCUCACCUUUAAGGAAAAGAGGAAAACUUGACACUGAAAACAGCAUCAGUGAACCUUUGGACCAUGGAUCUGUUAAAAGGAAAGCAGUCAAAUCAGCCCACUCGGCACCUCGACUGCCUCUUCCUGACAGCGUGAAGGAGAUGUUCAGAGAAUCAGAAGAACAGUGGAUUGAUAAAAGUGAAGCACAUGGAGGGCGACUGCGGUCCUUCCAGCAUGAGCGGGGCAACUGGGCUACAUGCGUGUUCUGUCCUUAUGAUCCCGAGGAGGCCUUUUUGGAGCUACUUAAUGAAAUGAUGGUGCUUGCGGUCUCUCACGGAAUCCCCCUGACCCUGUCUGAAGAAUUUCACCUCAGUCUCUCAAAGACAGUGGUUCUGCGCCAUCACUGGAUCCAACCAUUUAUUCAGUCCAUUCGGACUGGACUGACACAGUUCAAGAAGUUUUUCUGCUUGGCCGAUAAACUGAAGGUUUAUUCUAAUGCUGAAAAGACUAGGACCUUCCUUGGUAUGGAAAUCUCCACUGGAAAAACUCCAUUGCUUGAGCUCAUCAAAAUAGUGGAUGAAACCAUGACAGAAUUUAACCUUAGCACCUUUUAUAAGGAUCCUUCUUUCCAUAUAAGCCUUGCUUGGUGUGUGGGUGAUCAUGUGGAAGCACUGAAAAAGACAUGUUUAUCAGAAUUGCAGAGUCUCGUUGACGCUCAUGAAGACGGGCCAUUUUACAUAAAGCUCAACUGCACGGAGCUUCGCUGCAAAUCAGGAAAUAAAGUCUUUCUUUUCCCCCUCCAGUGAUCUUGAAACCCGGUUUAUAAAAUGUGAAUUUUCAGGUUUGCUAACUUGUAUUGCUGUCAACUUUUGUGUUUUAAUAUAAUAUAAUAAAGAUUUGUACUAAAUACUAA
Carassius gibelio (silver crucian carp) is the source of this 1863-nucleotide messenger RNA. RefSeq names its product U6 snRNA biogenesis 1 (gene usb1). NCBI's taxonomy places the organism in Eukaryota, Metazoa, Chordata, Actinopteri, Cypriniformes, Cyprinidae. Gene Ontology annotation, molecular function: 3'-5'-RNA exonuclease activity. Gene Ontology annotation, cellular component: nucleus. The transcript is spliced from 7 exons. The record is from RefSeq and is a predicted model, not a curated record. The coding region runs from base 908 to 1756 and encodes 282 amino acids. Gene Ontology annotation, biological process: U6 snRNA 3'-end processing.